Molecule: messenger RNA, 3698 nt
Organism: Monodelphis domestica (gray short-tailed opossum)
Lineage: Eukaryota; Metazoa; Chordata; Mammalia; Didelphimorphia; Didelphidae
Gene: KBTBD7
Product: kelch repeat and BTB domain containing 7
Molecular function (GO): protein binding
Source: RefSeq, a predicted model, not a curated record
UCUCCCGGGGGCCGCCCCCGUCACCAGGACAGCAGCUGCACCUUUCCCAGCCCGCUGCUGCCGAGAGAGCGGAGAAAGAGGAGGGAGAAGGCGGAGGAGAGAGGCGAGAGACGCGAGCGGGACGCAGCCAGCGGAGAGGGGAAACCUGUGCGUCCGACCGGGGCGGCUCGGCGAAGGCGCAGAGCCAGCUGCAGGACAGAGCGAGAGCUGCAGCCAGUCCUCCGCGGCAGCGGCGGCUGGCUGAGGAGCCAGGAGACAACCCACAGAGCCAGCCCCGGCCCCGGCGCCCGCGCCUCCGCCACCACCACCACCACGCAGUCCCGGGAGGAGCCUCCGCGUCCCCGCCGCCUGCCCAACCCCCGCGGCGGGAGGCGGCCCAGAAAGAUGGCCGGGCUCUCGGUCUCGUCCUUCUUUUCGGGGCCCGAGGAGCUGGAGGACGCGGCCCACGCCCCGGCCCUGGUGGCCCAGCUCAAGUCCUUCUACGACGCCCGGCUGCUUUGCGAUGUGACCAUCGAGGUGGCUGCGCCCGGCGGGGGGCCCGGGGCCAGCCGGCUGUUCUCGUGCAACCGCAACGUGCUGGCAGCCGCGUGCCCCUACUUCAAGAGCAUGUUCACAGGCGGACUGUUCGAGAGCCAGCAGCCUCGCGUGACCAUGCACGACAUGGAUGCUGAGUCGCUGGCGCUGCUGCUGGACUACUGCUACACUGGCCGCGUGUCUGUCAGCGAGACCAACGUGCAGCGGCUCUACGCGGCCGCCGACAUGCUGCAGCUCGAGUAUGUGCGCGAGGCCUGCGCGGCCUUCCUUGCCCGCCGCCUCGAUGUGGCCAACUGUGCUUCCAUCCUCAAGUUUGCUGACGCCUUUGAUCACCCGCAGCUGCGGGCCAAGGCCUUGGCCUUCGUGGCCCGUAACUUCUCCCAGCUCAGCGGGGCCCCACGCCCCGGGGGAGAGGAGUCCUUGGCCGAGCUGAGCCUGGCCCAGCUGCAGGAGGUGCUGCGCCUGGACAGCCUGGACGUGGACAGCGAGCGAGCCGUGUGCAAGGUAGCUGUGCAGUGGCUAGAGGCCGCCCCUCUGGAGCGAGGCCCUAGUGCUCCUGAGGUGCUUCGCUGCGUGCGCUGGCUCCACUUCGGAGACCUUGACCGUGCCUACCUGGAGGGGCUGCGCUCCAAGCCCUUCGUCAAACGCUACUGCCCCGGGCUCAUUGAGGCCGCCCUGCGCACCCGCUAUGGAGACAUGAUGCUCAAGACCCCCCAGCCUGCCCUGCCAGCCCCUGGCAGUGCUACUGGCCAAGUGACCGAGAGCCACGCCCGCAGGAUAGGCAUGAUGGCCAAAGAGAUGGUCAUCUUUUUCGGACACCCCAAAGACCCCUUCUUGUGCUAUGACCCAUAUUCGGGGGACAUCUACACCAUGCCAUCCCCUCUGACCAGCCUCGCUCACAACAAGACCAUCACUUCCUCCGCGGUGUGCGUGUCCCCAGACAACGACAUCUACCUGGCAGCCCAGCCCAAGAAGCAGCUCUGGGUCUAUAAUCCGGCCCAGAAUAGCUGGCAACAGCUGGCUGACCGCCUGAUGUGCAGGGAGGGCAUGGACCUGGCCUACCUCAAUGGCUACAUUUACAUCUUGGGGGGUCGAGACCCAGUGACCGGAGUAAAAUUGAAAGAAGUGGAAUGCUACAGUAUUCAGAGGAACCAGUGGGUCCUAGUGGCCCCUGUGCCCCAUUCUUUCUACUCCUUCGAGCUCAUCAUGGUUCACGACUAUCUGUAUGCGGUCAACAAUAAACGGAUGCUCUGCUACGACCCCAGUCGCAACCAGUGGCUGAACUGCGCCUCGCUCAAACGCAGCGACUUCCAGGAGGCAUGCGUCUUCAACGAGGAGAUCUACUGCAUCUGUGACAUCCCAGUCAUGAAGGUGUACAACCCAGCACGCGGGGAGUGGAGGCGCAUCAGCAACAUCCCCCUGGACGCUGACACACACAACUACCAGAUUGUGAGGCAUGGGCAGAAGCUGCUGCUCAUCACGUCCACCACACCACAGUGGAAGAAGAACCGAGUCACCGUGCACGAGUACGAGCCCAGCGACGACCGCUGGGUCAACAUUGGGACCAUGCUGGGGCUGCUGCAGUAUGAUUCGGGCUUCAUCUGCCUCUCCGCUCGUGUCUACCCCUCGUGCCUGGAGCCGGGCCAGAGCUUCAUCACUGAGGAAGAUGACGUCCGCAGCGAGUCCAGUGCUGACUGGGACUUGGAGGGGCUCAGUGAACUGGACUCUGAGUCGGGGAGCUCCAGUUCCUUCUCCGAAGACGAGGUCUGGGUCCAAGUGGCCCCCAGAGGGAACGCAUUUAUGCAGCAGGGCUCCUUAUAAAGAGACUGAUUGGGAAGAAUAGUUUAUUGGUAUGGAAUGUAUUUUAAUAGUUCCCCCACCCACCCGCCCACCAUUUCCCCCCUCCACCAUCCAAUUAAAAAAACAAGUGGAAGCAGCUGAUUUGGUUUAGUUGGGGACAGUGUUUGGAAAUAUUAAUGUCAUGUAUUAUUACCAGAUUUAAGCAUAAAUAUUUAAAGAACACUACAGAUCAAAGAAAUGCAACCUAUUUACUAAUUUACUGUGCUAAAGAAAGAAACCCAGGGUUUACCUUUAAUAGUAAAAUGCUAUGCAAAAUAAGCUAGAUGGGAACUUAACAUGGCAGACCCUGUGUCCUCAGUAUUUAAUCAUCCAUCACCUUGAUGGAUUAAUUUUAUUUUUGUUCUGUAUGUUGAUGCUUUGAUCAGCCUGAAGAAUUUAGCUUGCUAUUCAUUUUAAAACUGUGAAUUUGCCAUAAGCAUUGUACUUUUGAAAGAUUGAAUUGUGAUUUUAUAUUAGGAACCUAGUGGAAAUAGGAGUUGAUGGAAAGAAAGUUUAAAGGUAUACUUUUUUCGUUCAGAUAAUGAAAAUCCAAAGUACUAAUGUAAUUUUUUUCUUACCUAUUUUUAAGUAAAAUUCAGUCUUUGAAAUCUUAGAUAAAUCCCCAAAAUUUAGGCUAGGAAAAGGUGAUUUUUAUUUGCCACAAAGUUUAGAAUAGACCUCUUACAAGCCUAAGGAAAAAAUCAGGACUCCAGUAUUUGAGGAUCAGUUGCAAAAUUUGAAAGUUAGUGAAUUUGCCAAAUGACAGUUUCCUUCUUUAACGUGGCAUUGCUUUCCAUUAGUGUCAAGAAAUCAUUUUAAAACCUUCCUAAACCAAAAAUGAAUUUGCCUUGUAAAACCUUGAUAUUUUGAACUAUAUACUAUACAUAUAUAUUCGAAUCAUAGCAACAACUUUUUCACAAGACAGUAGUUAGGGUUUUUUGAAUUUUAUUGCAGUGGUCAUUCCUUGAAUUACCAUAAACCUUAUAUGCUUCCCUAAGAGACUUUGGAUAUACAAUUUUAGUGAUGGUUUUAGAGAGCUUUUCUGUGGAAGAUGGGUUGUUACGUAUGGUUAAUGUCAGAGAAUAUUGAAUGUGAAAGUGUGUAUAAGCUAAGUAUUUUAUUGAAUUUAGUAGUAAUUGUGUCUGUUGACUAUAACAUCAAGUGCCAGCAAAUAUGAACAUUUUAAAAAAUGCUGUGUAAUUUAAGGCCUGUUUUCGUGUAGCACUGAGAUAAACACUACCAGGUUUGUAAAAACACUAUUAAAAGUUCUUGAUUAUCAGCUAUAAGCUAUUUUUCUAUUAAAAGUUGACAAUUUAAGAACACAA